GACCCGAUAACAUUGAACCCGACCCGCGAGUCCCAUUGAGUCCUUCUCGUUCUCUUCUCGCCGCGAUGCUGAGGCGGCUGCUGCUUCGUUCCUCGUCUUCUUCGAUCACGGCCGCCGCGCUUCAUGGGCAUCGAUUUCUCUCGCCUAAUCCCCAAAUCCAAGUAUUCACGCGCCAUUUCCUCGAUCUCCACAAGAUUGGGAGCAAAGAGGCGAUCGAGAAGGAGAAAGCUCGGAUUUCGGACGAAUUAAGCAGAGGAUACUUUGCUGACAUUUCGGAGAUCCGGAAAAAUGGUGGAAAGCAGAUUGCGAUGGCAAACAAAACUGUCAUUCCUUCGAUGGCAGCAGUGAAGUUUCCUGAUGUUGAAGUAAGCUUUUCUGAUGGUAGGAGUUUGAGGUUACCGGUAUCCUCUGAGCAAGCUGUGACUGAUGCAAGUGAUGUGGGAGUUUCUUUGGUAUGCCUUUCUUUUCGAGCAAAUUCUCAGGCAAUGGCUGAAUCAUGGACUGCUCCCUUUUUAGAUGCUUUCAGCACUUCAGGAAAAGUUCAAGUAUAUGAGGUUUCCUUCAUAGACUCUUGGCUACUCUCAUUAGCUCCUGUGAGGAAACUAUUCCUCAAGGUGAUGAAGAAAUCCAAUAUUCCUCAGCGACACAUUGUUUAUUCUUUUGGAGACCACUAUGACUUGCGGAAGAAACUUCAAAUACUGAAUCUUCUUACUGGGUAUAUAUUUCUUCUUGAUCAACUGGGAAGGGUUAGAUGGCAAGGAUUUGGAUUUGCGACUCAGGAUGAGCUGUCAUCCCUUUUAACAUGCACCUCUUUUUUGUUGAAUGAGAAAUGAGGUGAUUUUGUCUUACCUUGUUUCUUGAGUUCUAAAUGGAAUCUGUCCAAAUUUUGGUUGAGUGAAUAAGAACAGGUUUGUCAUUUUGUUGAAAUAAACUCUAAUCUUUUGUAACUCUAACAAGUGCUGUUUCUAGAAGUGAUAGUUUUCCAGUGAAAUGGUUAUUUAGUUACUGCUAUUACGGAAAGAUUUGUGUUUUUCUAUUUGUGAAAAUUUCUUUCUUUAAUCAUUCUGCUUACAAAGAUUGUUUAAACCUCAACCAAUGUCAUUGAUAUGGAACAUAUGACAAAUACUUUUCAUACCAUCUCAACAUCUUAACAUCCAUAGUCUGUAAACUAUACAAAUUUCUUUCCACUAAGUCAUAUUAAUAGGUGCUUCCAAACCUAGAAAGUAUCGUCAUUGUGUUGGUGCUUUUGAUUCAAUUGUUUUAACUGCAAUCAUAUCUCUUGUUAAAACAUUUGGGCUAUCCAUGAUCAUUUUCGGGCUUCCUUGUUUUGCCAUACUAUUAAAACAUUCAUACAGUUCCCUUGCCUUGUGUUAGACAGAAAUGUGGAAUUGGAUGUUAAAAAGAUUUUUGCAAUCAACUUGAAAUAGAUACUUUUAGCUAUCAUGGAUAAGCUGUUACCUGAAAGGCACUUAACUUGUGCAAGUUGAUAAUUAGUAUACAGAUGCUGACGUUAAUUGGCCAUACCGGGCAUUGAGCAAUUCCUGCCGUCACCUUCACUAUCCAUGUCUCCUACCAAGUAUAUGGCUUCUUAGCAGCAUUUCAUCCCUGUCCUUCAUGAUAGUUGUGUAUAUUAAAUAAUUCCAAUUCUCCUAAUCUUAGAACCUCAAUUAACAAUUAAAGUCAUACUAAAAUAGCAUCCUAUUUUUUAUGUUCACUAGCAUGAUCCUUGAAUAAAGGUUUUUGUCAUUCAGAAGUCAAUUUUGUUUAAUUUGGUCCAACUUGUGAGAAAUUAAAAAUACUCUAGACAUGUUUCAUAAUAAUGACUUCUAGUGAUAUAUCUCAAGAUUAAGUUUCUCUCUAGUCUUGUCUGGUGUUCUUAAAUUCUUAUACAAAUUUAUGCAUCAAAAACUGUAUCUUGCAUGUAUGAGUUCAGGAGAUGGGUCUGCAACUUAUCUGUGUAGACUUGAAAAAUAGAAACAAGAUAUGAUGGAUCAGAUAUGCAUGAUUCGGACAUCAUGCUUUGAACUGAUCAUGAUGUGAUGUCUUCAAUAACUAUCCUAUAAUAUUGUGUAUCACAAGUAGCAGAUGCAGUUUUCUCAUUGCAAAUUGAAAUCUGGUCUCUUUUAAAGGCCUCCAAGGAUAUUCUUUGUAAAAUUUUGACUUCGGUUGAGUACCCAAAUGGCAUUUUUCUUUUCUUCCAUUGUUUCUUAAUUUGGUUGUGGGUGUGUCAGGAUGUGGUGAUGUUCUGUCUAGAGCUUCUGUAGAUUAUGGGAGUGGAAUCUGCAGUUUGAUAUGAUUGUGGGAAACCAAACGUUCUAUUCUAGCAGAAGCAUCUCUCUGUUAUUAAUUUCUCUGUAUUAUUCAUAUCCUGAAUAUUGAUUAUGUAUGUGUUCUAUCUGACAUGGUCAUCUUCUGUCGUUGCCCAUUUUUGUGGCCCUUUGGGAUGAUGACAUGGUUAUGAACAUGGGUCACAAUCAACAAUGCACUCCAGAAUAUCUGCUACAGGUGUGCCUUCAGGAUUUAUCAUUUGUUACUGAAAUUUCAAAUUUUUUAUGCUACAGGUGUAUGUCUUCAGGAUUUAUCAUUUGUUACUGAAAUUUCAGAUUUUUUUACAUUAAUUAGUAUUGGAUCAGAACUGUGCAAUUGGAAACAAUCAUGCUUUCCAUAAAGGAAAUGUAGUAGCAGCAGUAGUGCCAUUAAUCAUUGCAAACUAUCAUGAAAGUAGAUUUUAGUUUAUUAUUCUGUUCGAUUGCGAAUUCUCUCCAAUAGACUAAGAUAGAGACAAUUCAUGGUAUCUUGCUUGAUUGAUCAAGGAUCUCCAGAUAGUGGCUUCCAUGGAUGUCCGAAUAUCUUCGACAUGAUGGCAAAUGGCUUGCGGUUAUUAUCAUAACUAUGAUAUAUUCUGCAAUUUGCUCACUAAAGUGGUCUUUUUUUUUUCGCUUCCAUUAUUUUGCAAGAUGUGUUCAGCAUAAUUCUGGUUAAUGAAUUAUUUGAGAAGAAAGCGGGAAAGUGACCGAAAAAGGUUCCUAUGUUAAAUCUCAUUUGAAUCAAAGAAGAAUGAAGGCAAAGUCUGUUGCACAGGUAUGGGCUUUUGGGCUUUUCAAUAUGUUUGCCUGACCAGAUUGCUGCAAUGUCUGCAGGAGCUGUUGCUGGAAUCACAACCAAAAGGGGUCGGUGCUCCACUGAAAGAAGAGCAAGACUUGGAAAAAGACACAAGGAGAAGAAACAAGGGGAAAGAACCUUGUAGUUGUAGGCAUUAAAAUAUGGGCACAGGUAUGUACCCAGGAUUCACUUGCUGCUUUUCAUGAAUGACAACAUUCACAAUUAAAAUCCGGUAAAAUACCAGAAAACUAAAGUUAAUAAUAGUAAAAAAAAAGUUUAUCACGCUUUCAAUAUUUCCUCUAAUUUUUUGCUUUCCCAUUGGUUUUAUACUGCUGUGCUUUUUUU
This is a messenger RNA of Dioscorea cayenensis subsp. rotundata (Guinea yam), 3447 nucleotides long. RefSeq lists its product as uncharacterized. Gene Ontology annotation, biological process: mitochondrial proton-transporting ATP synthase complex assembly. Gene Ontology annotation, cellular component: mitochondrial inner membrane. Bases 66 to 833 code for a protein of 255 amino acids. The record is from RefSeq and is a predicted model, not a curated record. NCBI's taxonomy places the organism in Eukaryota, Viridiplantae, Streptophyta, Magnoliopsida, Dioscoreales, Dioscoreaceae. The transcript is spliced from 7 exons.